Anthonomus grandis grandis is the source of this 1463-nucleotide messenger RNA. RefSeq names its product major facilitator superfamily domain-containing protein 12-like (gene Tc-re). Gene Ontology annotation, molecular function: symporter activity. The transcript has 10 exons. NCBI's taxonomy places the organism in Eukaryota, Metazoa, Arthropoda, Insecta, Coleoptera, Curculionidae. Gene Ontology annotation, biological process: carbohydrate transport. Bases 98 to 1453 code for a protein of 451 amino acids. Gene Ontology annotation, cellular component: membrane. The record is from RefSeq and is a predicted model, not a curated record.
UGAAUCUUGUGUUAAACAUGAAACAGUCCAAAAGAAUUGUUUAAACAUAGUAUUAUUCAUUUAUAAAAAGUGCGAUUCAGAAUCUAAUGAAGUUACGAUGGAAAUUGAGGAACCAUUUACGCCGACAUGCGGUAUAAUCCAGAAAAUGAGUUACGGCUUGGGUCAUGUUUUAAAUGACCUUUGUGCUGCUAUGUGGUUCUCUUAUACUCUUUUUUAUCUCCAUGUAGUACUAAGUAUUCCUAGUACUACUGCUGGAACCUUGCUAAUGAUAGGACAAGUAAUCGAUUCUGUAGCUACUCCUCUGGCAGGAUGGGCCAUAGACCUUACAGGACACAGAAGGGCGUGGCAUUUUGGAGGAACUAUAGCAGUAGCUAUAGGGUUUUCAUUACUAUUCUCCAUAAAACCAACGGAACUAACGACGUCUAUAUUGGCCUACUAUAUUUUAAGUAUAUCGAUGUUCCAGAUUGGCUGGGCAGUGGUGCAGAUAUCGCAUCUUUCUAUUAUACCGGAGAUUUCGAGGAACCAUAGCCAUAGUUCAGACUUAACAGCCAUAAGAUACACCGCGUCAGUAACCUGUAGUAUAAUAGUUUAUCUAAUUACUUUGGUCGUUUUGCAAACCGAUGAUAAUUCUACAAUAGGACCACAGGAUUUUUAUAAGUUUAAGGAAAUAGCAUUAUUAAUAGUCUCCAUGGGAUUACUAACAUCCUUAUUCUUCUAUUGCGGACUUUUGGGUACCUACGAAACGGAAUAUGAAGUAAUAAGAGAAUCCGAUGACGUAAAUAACUUGAAUACUAAAAGUAACCGCCAUUUCUUAAGACAUUCUAUAAUUUAUUUGGUUGCUUUAAUGUACAUGGCUUCAAGAUUAUUUACUAUUCUUAACCUUAUUUACAUACCACUAUAUCUAGAUGAACGAGGGGCAACAGAAGUGGUAGAAAAAGAAAAGAUGCGUCAAAGGAUUGCAACAAUUCCAUUGGUGUCUUAUAUUGCUUCGUUUUUAAUGUCAUUGUUUCUUAAAUUUAAAGGCCAAUGCUUACCCGAUAAGCUUACCUAUUUGAUUGGUGGAACUGUUGGUAUAAUAUCUUCAAUAUGGCUUGGAGUAGGUAUAUCACCGAACUCGGAUUCUGAACUUUAUGCAAUUGCCACACUUCUAGGUAUAAGCGGAUCUUCAACGAUGGUUGCUAGCCUGUGUUUGACAGCUAAUUUUGUCAAAGCUAAUGGAUAUGGUGGAGGAUUGGUUUAUAGCAUUGUCACGUUUACUGACAAGCUUAUAUCUGGAGGAGUUGUCUUACUAGUUCAAAAUUUACAAUGUACCCCGAAAUCGUUGUGCCCUCACUACUACGAACAUGUCCUCUCAUAUAUUUGUGGAAUUGUUUCACUAAUUGGCAUUAUAUCCUUGCUGAUUUUGGAAUUAGAAAUUAAGAAAAAUGGAAUGAAAACUGAAAUAAAAGACUAAACCAAUAAAA